CGGCUGCGCUUCAGACUCAGCGAGAGGAUCAUGGCGGAUGGCCCCAGGUGUAAGCGCAGAAAACAGGCGAACCCGAAGAGGAGCAGCGUGACAGACUUCAACAAUGGCUUGGAGGCCAGUUCAGACUCGGAUGAUGAGGACAAGCUACACAUUGUGGAGGAGGACAGCCUGCAGGAGCCUGAGGUCGCCAACGCUGACGGGACCAAAACGCAGGACAGCCAUGAAGACGCCACAACAGUAUUACCAUACAACGGCUCCGUGAACGGAGUGAAGGAGGAGUGUGUGUCAGAAGAGGAGGAGGAGGAGGCGGAGGCGGAGGCAGACACUCUGGUGGAUGAGAUCCUCCAGCAGGGAGACACAGCCAUCAUCUAUCCUGAAGCCCCUGAAGAUGAGCAGAGUCCAGCAGAGACAGGAGGUGCUGAUGAAAACGGCACGCCCGAUUCCUUCUCCCAGUUGCACACUUGCCCCUACUGCUCCCGGGGCUACAAGCGCAACGCCUCGCUGAAGGAGCAUAUCAAGUAUCGCCACGAGACCAGCGAGGACAACUACAGCUGCUCGCACUGCAGCUACACCUUCACCUACCGCUCGCAGCUGGAGAGACACAUGAGCCACCACAGGGGCAACAGGGAGCAGCGUCACGUUUCCCAGCUGACAGGUGGUUCAGGAGGAACAGGUGGAACCCGCAAAUUCAAGUGUACAGAAUGUUCCAAGGCCUUCAAAUACAAACACCACCUGAAGGAGCACCUGCGCAUUCAUAGUGGUGAGAAACCAUAUGAGUGCUCAAACUGCAAGAAGCGAUUCUCCCACUCAGGCUCCUACAGCUCCCACAUCAGCAGUAAGAAGUGUGUGGGUGCAGCAACCACCAAUGGCCUCCCUCGAACGUCGAUCAAAUCUCCCCCACCCACCACACAGACCACGCCGGUAGUAAUCGCUCCAGCCCGCAUGAUUCUUAAAGAGAAGACUGAAAGCAAGCCCCUCCAGGAGCAGCUCCCCGUGACCCAGAUCAAAUCUGAACCUGUGGAAUACGAGUGCAAGCCUGUGAUGGCAGCACCGGCGACUUCAGCCGGUACCAAUGGAGUGGUGAACGGAGGGACGGCACCGCCAGCUGUGGUUCCGGCUGCAACCCUUCCUCAGGGUGUGGCUAUGGUCGUACCAACGGUUGGCCUCAUGUCGCCCAUCAGCAUCAAUCUGAAUGACUUGCAGAAUGUGCUUAAAGUGGCGAUGGAUGGUAACGUGCUCAGGCAGGUGUUGGGUACAGCUAACGGGGUGGUAGCGCAGGGGAAGCAGGGAAUUGUAGUCCAGCAGCCCCAGCAGCAGAUCAUUAGUCUGCCGGCUUUUGUGGAUCACGACGGAACCACAAAGAUCAUCAUCAACUACAGCAUCAGCCCUGCAGCCGCCACCACUGCCACUUCCCAGCCUGCACCGCUUGUUGCCAAAAACAAUCCUGACCCAACUCCCACUGUCACCACUGCUGCAGCGCCCACCCCCACCAGGACGGAUAAACCCUCAACCCCAGAGGUGGCCGACCUCUCCCUUGUUAAGGCAGAGCCAGAAUCAGUGGACAUCACAGAUCCGGAGACAGAGGCGAAUGCACAGACGCAAACGGAAACGGUUAAAUCUUCAGCAGCCCCAAAAGCUCCGAUCCCAAGAGGCAACGGCACCAGUACAUGUUUACUAUGCGAUGACUGUCCAGACCACCUGGAGGCGUUACACCUCCUCCAGCACCGCAAAGCAGCUAAUGGGGAGGCCGUUGACUCUGCCGCUUUGGACCCCUCAUUCGCCGAUCUGCUAAGUGAGGCGGGGGUGACGCUGGAGGAGCCCCCUGUAGACGACCUCCUGUCACUCCUCAAGACCUACUUCGCCUCCAAUGCCAACCCCAGCGAGGUGGAGCUGGCAAAGAUCUCAGAGUCCGUCAGUAUUCCUGUGGAAGUGGUCCGAAAGUGGUUUGCCAAGAUGAACUCUGGGAAAAAUGUGCGCAAAAACCGCAAUGUUGCUACAGCGGUUUCCAAAAAGACUGAAACCGCCAAUUCAGAGGAUGCCUUGAAUCAGAAUGGAGAGGCAGAAGAAGACAGCUCCGAAGAAACAUCCAACAAAGCCUCGUCAGAAUCUGGUAGUGGUUCUCCGUCAGACUCUUCACCACUAAGCCUCAACACCGGGGACCUCGUCAUCGUUAAAAGCGAGCCAGAAGACCCAGACGCCCCAGACUCCCAGGCCGAGCCGCUUGACCUCUCUCUUCCUAAACAUAUCGCUGCAGCUCUGGAAAAGACCGCGCCUCCCGCCAAGCAGCAGGAGCAGCCCCUGAACCUGACCUGCCUGAGGAAGGAGCAGCUGGGGGGUCGUACCAUCUACGUCACCACGCCUCAGACCGGAAGACCUGUCAACAUCGUCACUACCGCACAGCUGCCCACGUUAGUGGCCAUCGCUGGUCAGGGCACGAUGGGCUGUCUCAGCGCCAUCAACACCACGACGAAGCGCACCAUCCUCAUCCCUCAGCUCACCUACACCUAUGCCACUACGGCCGGAAACGCCACUGGAGCAAAGACUGUCGUACUGAACGGCCAUAAGGAGAAGAGUGUGGACAGCAGCCCCGACAGCGUCUCCGUGGUGGAGGAGCAGCAUCGGGACUCACAUUCGCCCAUAGUGAUGAAGAAGCGGCGGGUGGAAAACGGCGUGUACCCAUGUGACCUUUGCUCCAAAGUCUUCCAGAAGGGCAGCUCCCUGCUCAGGCACAAAUAUGAACACACAGGAAAACGGCCCCACGAGUGCAACAUCUGCAAGAAGGCCUUCAAACACAAGCACCACCUGAUCGAGCACUCGAGGCUGCACUCCGGUGAGAAACCGUACCAGUGUGAUAAGUGUGGGAAGCGUUUCUCUCACUCCGGCUCAUACUCCCAGCACAUGAACCACCGCUACUCCUACUGCAAGAAGGACGGGCCGGUCUUUGGCUCCGCGUUGGGGUCAGGCAGGGCUCAGUCGGACAGUCGAACCACGGAGAGCGAGGAGGAGGAGGACGACGAGGCCAUGUGCAUGGAUGACAUCCGCGUCGUGCAGGUGGACGACGGCGAGUGCGAGAUCUACGAGGGGAACUUCGAGGACGACGAUGAUGACGAGGAGGACGAAGAAGAGAUCGAGGAGAAAAGCAUGGACACAGACAAGGUGGACAUCGUUUAUGAUGUGAUGGAAGUCGAGGUGAGGGACGAGCAUGCGGAGGUCGGAGAGGUUGAGAAAACAACUGAAGAAAAGGAGGAAGCGGCAAGUGCGGUUACGGAGGAAAAGGCAGACUGUGAAGCAAACACGGACAAAGGCAUCAGGGAGGGGUCAGAGAGCGCCGAGCCCACAGAAGAAGCGGUGACAGAUGCCAAAUAAAGGAUGGAAAAUCUCUUCCGGGACAGCUCAAAUGCCUCGGUUACUAGAGUCAAGUCAAUUAAGACAAAACCGCAGAAAAGUCAAGAAAGUCACGGCGGUUGCCUGCUCUUAACGGUCCACUACUGUGUACAAAAACCCAGGUGUGCCUGAACUUGAAAAAAGAAAAAUCAAAACAAAACAGUGACUUUUUUUUUUCUUGUGGAAAUGAAAUAUCAGUGUUAAAAAUUGUUUAUAGAAGUACAGAUUUUAAAGCAAACUCCCAUCAACUUGUUAGACUUGUUACUGAGACAUCCCAGGUUGUUUUAUUGUUUGUUUUCAUUUGGUCAGUGUUACUAAUCUUGUUCUUGUUUGAAAACAUUUUAACCUGUAAAGAUGAGAAAGAUUUCUAUACCUUUUUAUUGCCAAUGAAUUUUCCUAAAUCAGUAUUUUAUUGAGUUCUACGAACAAAAACCUCUGCACUACAGUAUUCCUGGUUUACCUAUGGAUACAUGCCUCAUGCAUCGUAUGCCCUUCAGUGUUAUAUACGUACACUAGCUAGCAAGAUGUUGUUUGUGUUAGUCUUAGUCUUCGCUAGCUAGCAUUACUUUUGUUUUCAGUUUGACUGUUAGCCUUAAGGAAAACAAAGUAUUCUUGGGGAGGGUUGUGGGCGGGAUGGGGAGUCUGGGAUGAGAAAGUGGCUUCUGAACGCCAUAACCAAAUUAGUCCUAUCAGGGAAGGUGGAGUCACAACCUUAAAGCCAGCAUCAGGCGCCUGUGUUUCGCAACCUGGCGGAGCCCGUACGGGAGGAGACUGCCCCUCGCUCGGCUCAGCUGUGGCUCCAAAAACACAGGCGCCCAUUCUUACCAAGCUUCUCCUUAUUUUGGUUCUGAGUCAGUGUUUCAGUGUUACUAGCUUAUAUAUGAAGUCAUACUGUACGUGAAGGAACAGGGCUGUUCCCUGCUCCGCCCCGAUGCCUCCAGCCUUAUGCAAGACCUGUGUGCUGUUAAAAGUGCCAUUGAACAGUGUUAUUGUUUCUUUUUCACACAUGUAGCCAGUAUUAUGUCCCGUAUUAUGUUACUUACACAAGACCCAUAUUGACUAAUGUUUGUCGACUUGCACAGAACAGCUCAUUUGUUACAAUUUCUCAAAGACUAAGAUUAAUUCGAAUAUUUUGAAGGCUUAUGAAAGUAUUUGGACCACAUGUGAAAGCUGGGGGAACUCAGUAUUAGGUCUUUAACUAUUUUCGUUGUUAUUCAGCAAUUUUUGAUUCAUCGAUUAAUUGUUAAUGCCAGAAAAUUAGUGUUAAAGGCUGGAUAUCAUUUUCCCAGAGGCCAAGAAUUUAAAUAUCUCAUGCCUGAACAGAAAUCUAAAACUGAAAUAUAUUCAGUUUACAAUUGUAAAAAAAAAAGAAUAGAAAGUCAAAUGAAUGUUGGAAGGAAUGUGCUUGAAAAAUGACAUUAGUUAUCAACGAAGGUGCUGCUUGUUGUUGCAGCUCAACAAACUAAUCACUUACAGUGCAUAUUUAUAAAUUAUAUAUGCCUUUGGUCCUGAUAAUUAUAGUUGCAUAUUUUAGACUUUUUUAAAGAUAUUUACUGUUGAGGAAUACUUUUCAGUUGUCUGAGUUGCUCAACAGUGCCCAAAAUCUUUAAAUUGUAGUUCACGAAUUAUAGUCUAAAGUGAAAAAAAAAAAAGUCUUUAAGUAUAGAAAUGUGUGGGAAUCAUUGAGAAGUCCCGACUGAGCUAACCUGUGGAUAUAAAAUGCCUUGUAAACUUGAGAAAAGUCAAUUUCUCGUUGAUGUUACUGUUUUGUUUAAAAUGCGAGUUAAUAUGUUGGACUUUACGUCACAAGUCAAAAGUCAGAGUUUUUGAAAAUGUUUACAUAAGUGCUUAAAGACAGAAAACUUUCCCUUUCUGCAGAUUCAAAUCUUCAAAAAUAAAUGCAGGGAAUGUGGUUCAACUCCAGCCUGACACUCAAAGAAAUAAAAAAUAUACAAAAACAAGAUUUCAAGUAAAAUUGAGACAGUAAAAUUAUGAAUUUAGCCAAACUUGUGCACUUAUUUUCAGAUAGAUACAAUUUUAAAAAGCUGUCGGGCACUUCAGGUAACAAACGUUAGUGAAUGUGGUCUCAGUCAAAGUGUUUCAGUUGGUUUUACCGAACAGUGUUUAUAUUAGUCUGUUUAAAUUUUGUUCUCAUGUGUGUCCUCUGUAUGUUUUUUCAACAAUGGCAGUAUUAGAACCCUUUUCACAGAUUAAAAAAAUGUACCUGUUUAGUUUUUAGAAGACUUUUUUAUAUUUAUGUGUCUUAUUUUUAUAUUUUCUUUUAAUGGUUAUUUAUUACACAUUGUAGUGUACAUUACUGUAGUUUGAAUUGAUACAAUAAUAUAUUUUAGUAUGAAAAAUAAUCUCAAGACAAACAAAAAAAACCCAAAAUGUGGUUCUGGGAGCUGAAGUUUGUUUUAACAAAAACACAUAAAAAGAUAAAACAUGUAUUCUGUAAACAUGACUUCUGUUUUAAGCUAAAAAAGAAAAGAAAAAAAAGACAGGAAUGAAGUGAGAAAUAGAAACUGUUACAUGUGCAUCCGCUCUUUGCGUCGUUAUGAAGCUACUGAAUUCUAAAACUCUGUGAUUUUAAAAGCAUGAGUCGUCGCCGUUUUAAUGAAGGAUCUUGUUAUGAAGCCUCCCUUUUUGUUUCGAAGCCAAACUUAGAUCGUCCCGCCACCCUGUUUUCUGUUCUGUGCCAACUUGUUCCAUUGUACUGUCGAAGGCUGCAUAUCCUUUGUCCUGUCCUCACCCUUUGUAAAUCCACUGUCUUUUUGUAUUGUUUUUAUUUUAGUUUUUUGCUCCAUUUUUAUGACUCCCCAUCACAAUAAAAAUAUAAGACAGCA
This is a messenger RNA of Centropristis striata (black sea bass), 6230 nucleotides long. RefSeq names its product zinc finger E-box-binding homeobox 1-like. The record is from RefSeq and is a predicted model, not a curated record. Gene Ontology annotation, biological process: anatomical structure development; regulation of transcription by RNA polymerase II. Gene Ontology annotation, molecular function: DNA-binding transcription factor activity, RNA polymerase II-specific; RNA polymerase II cis-regulatory region sequence-specific DNA binding. Bases 31 to 3366 code for a protein of 1111 amino acids. NCBI's taxonomy places the organism in Eukaryota, Metazoa, Chordata, Actinopteri, Perciformes, Serranidae. The transcript is spliced from 8 exons.